AGUUGGUUCUCCAUAAACGGUUCGUAUCAUGUUUCUUCUUCCUUCAGACGUUGUCACUCGACUUGGAAGUUGUUAUGGCAGUUGCGCUAGUUAAGUUGUUAGGCUGGUGGAUCUUGGGCAGUUACUUGAGCGGGAAUUCGUAACCGUUGUUAGAUUCUAGCUAUAAAAGAGCUGUAAUCAUUUGGAUGAGAGUAUUCUAGAAGUUCAUCGAAUAAAGAUUGGUGGUUCUUGGAUCCAUUUCGUGUUUCCUUGUGUUCUAUUAUUCUUAUCACAACAGGGAAUAUUCAGAGGCGUCGUUUCGGUUACAUUCUCUCUCUCUCUCAAUGAGAAGUGAGAUGUGAGUGAAAGAUGAGGGGAGAACUUCAGCAUCUAGCCGUCGUCCUGGCACUUCUGAUAGUCGGUGGAGGCCUCCGUAGAAGCUCUGGUGAUGAAGGAGAGUUCAUCGGAGACUACUCGAAGCUAUCGGGAAUAAUAAUUCCUGGUUUUGCCUCAACUCAGCUCAGAGCUUGGUCUUUCCUUGACUGCUCUUAUUCUCCAUUCGAUUUUAACCCUCUCGACCUCGUCUGGCUUCACACCGCCAAACUUCUUUCUUCUGUCAAUUGUUGGCUUAAAUGUAUGUUGCUUGAUCCUUACAAUCAAACGGACCAUCCUGAAUGCAAGUCGCGGCCUGAUAGUGGUCUUUCUGCGAUUACGGAACUUGAUCCUGGUUAUAUAACAGGUCCUCUUUCUUCAGUGUGGAAAGACUGGAUUAAGUGGUGCAUUGAGUUCGGUAUUGAGGCUAAUGCAAUUAUUGCUGUUCCAUAUGAUUGGAGAUUGGCGCCAUCAAUGCUUGAGGAGCGAGACCUUUAUUUUCAUAGGCUCAAAUUGACAUUUGAAACUGCACUUAAACUUCGUGGUGGACCCUCAAUUGUAUUUGCCCAUUCUUUGGGAAAUUUUGUCUUCCGCUACUUUCUGGAAUGGUUAAAGCUAGAAAUUGCUCCAAAGCAUUACAACCAAUGGCUGGACGAACAUAUUCAUGCCUACUUUUCUGUUGGAGCUCCUCUUCUUGGUGCAACUGAGACUGUAAAAGCAAUGCUUUUAGGAAAAACAUUUGGUCUUCCUGUUUCAAAGGGUACAGCUCGAUUGAUGUUCAAUUCUUUUGCUUCCUCAUUAUGGAUGCUGCCAUUUUCAAAGUAUUGUAGAGCUGAUAAUCCAUAUUGGAAACAUUUCUCUGGGGCAUCCAGAAAAAGUCAUCAGACUUUUCAAUGUGACAAGCGUGAAUUUCGAGAAAAUUACUCUGGAUGGCCAACAAAUAUAGUCAAUCUUGAAAUCCCCUCCAUCCGUCCAUUUGAUCCCUUUUCAUCACUUCCAGAACUAGAAGUAGCUCAUACCAACUUUUCUACCUGGGAAUUUAGAUUCCCAACUCAUGUAUCUUUUUCUGCUCGUGAAGUAUCAGAUGGGACUUUUUUCAGAUCAAUAGCGGACUAUGAUUCUGAUAACAAGAGACUCUUAUACCAGCUACAGAAGUCAUAUCAUGGUGAUCCUGUUCUAAAUCCGCUUACACCUUGGGAUAGACCGCCUAUUAAAAAUGUUUUCUGCAUCUACGGAAUUGGUCUGAAGACUGAGGUUGGUUACUAUCUUGCACGAAGCGGUAAGCCUUACCCUCGUAAUUGGAUCUUAACAGAUGUCAUUUAUGAGCUUGAAGGAUCUCUAUUCUCCAGGUCAGGGAAUCUGGUUGAGGGGAAUCCUGGACCUGCAAGUGGGGAUGGAACAGUAUCAUAUAAUUCUCUCUCUUUGUGCAAGAACUGGCUUGGACCAAAAGUUAACAUAACAAGAGCUCCUCAGUCAGAGCAUGAUGGGUCUGACGUACAGGUGGAACUAAAUGUAGGACAUCAGCAUGAAGCAGAUAUAAUUCCCAACAUGACAAGGUCUCGAUCGGUAAAAUACAUUACAUAUUAUGAAGAUUCUGAAAGCAUUCCAGAAAAGAAGACAGCAGUUUGGGAGCUUGAUAAAGUAAAUCACAGGAGCAUUGUUAGAUCCGCUGUUCUAAUGCGAGAGUUGUGGCUCCAGAUGUGGCAUGAUAUCCAUCCUGAUAAAAAAUCAGAAUUUGUUACAAAAGCUAAGCGUGGACCUUUGAGGGAUGAUGAUUGCUAUUGGAACUAUAAGAAGGCUCGGUGUGCGUUGCCUGAAUACUGUGAAUAUAGGUACCUUUUGGGGGAUGUUCACCUGGGACAGAGUUGUAGGUUGAAGAAUUCUUCAGCUCAUACGCUUUUGCAUUACCUAUAGAAUGGAGUUACUGGCAUUGGCAGUUUGGCACUGUUUCAUUCCUACAAGCUCUUGCCAAUUGUAGCUGCAACUGUUUUGUACUCUUUUGGAAGCUGGAACUCAAGCUAUUAGGCCAUUUCCUUGAUGCAUUGUGAUAAUGAGACAGAACCUAGAAGCCUCAGAAUGGAUGGUGGUCUUUGUCUCUGUUGGGAAUUCUAAAGCAUCCGGCUUCAAAUUAUAAUACUACCCAAUUCUGGCAUAGCUAAUCUUCCUUCCUGUUAGUUUCUCAUAAGUGCAUACUUGAGCUCUAACCAUUACAGCACCAAAAGCAGAUUCUCAACUUCAUGUAUGUGCAGUACACUAACAUAGUUGAUAAGAUGCUAAUUGAGGGUUGUGUUUUCCAGUAGAAAAUGACUGGUCCAGCACAGAGAACCAAAUAAGUCUCGGCUCCAGCAAGAAUGGAACCCUAAAAUUUUUUGAAGCAUGUGUCUACUGAAUGGUUACUGAAUACAUUUUUGUC
Molecule: messenger RNA, 2764 nt
Organism: Manihot esculenta (cassava)
Lineage: Eukaryota; Viridiplantae; Streptophyta; Magnoliopsida; Malpighiales; Euphorbiaceae
Product: phospholipid--sterol O-acyltransferase
Exons: 16
Coding region: 349-2265 (638 amino acids)
Biological process (GO): lipid metabolic process
Cellular component (GO): cytoplasm
Source: RefSeq, a predicted model, not a curated record